GCUCCGGACGUUUCCACGGACAGAGUUUCGCAGCAUCGCAAAACCACGUGGGCAAACGAUUUUUAAAAUUUUCAGAAGUCGUGAAAUGAAAGCUAAAUUAAAAAGUACGCUUACAAAAACAGAAAUCAAAAUCUGGAAGAGUUGUUAAACGAAAGAAAAUUGUAGAACUUUUUCAAAAUGAAAAUGACAGCAGCGAUGUGUCAUCGAAAAAAUAAUCCAGUUAAAUCUACAUUCGAAGUGAAGGGAAACGUUACAUUAUAUUGCUAUUUGGCUGUGGCUGUUAUAGCUUUUCUAUGUUAUCGCAAUGCUUUGGACUGCGAUUUCGUUUUCGAUGACAUGUCUGCCAUACGGGACAACCAAGAUUUAAGACCAAGCACACCCCUCUUCAACUUGCUGAGAAAUGACUUCUGGGGAACACCCAUGCAAAAGGAACAAAGUCACAAAUCCUACCGUCCCUUGUGCGUCCUUACCUAUCGAAUCAAUUACUACUUUCAUAAAUUGCAGCCUUACGGUUAUCAUUUGACGAAUGUCAUCAUGCACGCUAUUGUCUCAUCCUUGUAUAUGAGGAUUUGCAAUAUGUUCGUACCGAGUUCCACAGCCUUUGUAGCAGGCCUUUUGUUCGCAACUCACCCCGUCCACACUGAAGCAGUAACAGGCGUCGUGGGACGUGCUGAAAUAUUAUCUUCGUUGUUCUUUUUGCUGGCUUUCCUCUGCUAUACUAAUGCUGCCACCGCAGUACCGAAUACAGACUGGACGUCGAUGUCAUGGUGCCUGCUUUUCGUAGGUAUGGCAACAUUUUCAAAAGAACAAGGAAUCACUGUAGUUGGAGUUUGCUGUGCAUUUGAAAUUUUCGUCGUCCACCGGCUGAGAUUUCCUGAGUUGCCAAAUGUUUUAAUGGGAUCUAAGUAUACAUCCGGAUUGAGAGAAGCCAGUGUUCGGAUGGCUACUCUUAUUGCUUUCUCUGUACUGCUUUUGCUGCUGAGAAUCAGCGUCAUGGGAUCACAGCUUCCUGUUUUCACCAAAUUUGACAAUCCAGCUGCAGCUGCAGAUACUCCCGCACGGCAGCUGACUAUGCAUUACCUGGUAGCCUUGAACAGCUGGCUGCUGAUUUUCCCCUGCGAUCUCUGUUGUGAUUGGACAAUGUCUACUGUGGCUCUAGUGACGUCAUUCCUGGAUCCGAGAAACAUGGCAACUUUAGGUUUUUAUGCAGUCCUUGGUACUUUGUUAUGGACAAGUCUAUGGGAAUAUGAAACCAGAUCCAAGACGAUACUCAUGAGUGCCGCCUUCUUGGCUUUCCCUUUCCUCCCUGCGUCCAACCUAUUCUUUCCCGUUGGAUUUGUGAUUGCCGAAAGGGUCCUCUACACCCCAAGUAUGGGGUUCUGUCUUCUUGUGUCUUACGGAUGGAGUGUCCUCCACAAUAGAAUAAAACUCAAAUCACUAUCCUGGUGUUUCAUAGUAGUCGUCAUUUUCAUAUUUGCUUCGAAGACUAUACGUCGAAAUUUCGAUUGGCAGAAUGAAUACACAAUUUUCAUGGCAGGUCUUCGGGUGAACCAGAGGAAUGCCAAACUGUACAACAAUGUGGGCCACUCACUUGAAAGUCAAGGACGUUACCUCGAAGCACUCAAAUACUUUCAAGAUGCCAUAAGAGUUCAGCCAGACGACAUCGGUGCUUAUAUCAAUGUGGGUCGAACCUACCACAACUUGCAUAUGUAUGAAGAGGCGGAGAAAGCUUUUAGAGAGGCCAAAGAUUUAUUGCCUCGACCUAAAACUGGUGAACCUUACCAAGCACGAGUUGCCCCCAGUCAUCUAAACGUUUUUCUCAAUCUCGGAAAUCUGAUAUCCAGAAACAACUCUAGACUAGAAGAAGCAGAUGCUUUAUACAAGCAGGCUAUCAGCAUGAGAUCAGAUUAUAUCCAAGCCUACAUUAACAGAGGAGAUAUUCUUAUUCGAUUAAACAGAACACAAGAAGCUCAAAAAGUUUACGAGAGAGCUCUGCAGUUUGACGACAGAAAUCCUGACAUUUAUUAUAACUUAGGUGUAGUUUAUCUGGAGCAAAGGAAAAUGGAUCUAGCUCUCUUUUAUUUCGAGAAAGCUUUGAAGAUUAAUCCUGAGCACGAGCAGGCCCUUUUAAAUUCGGCGAUACUAAUUCAAGAGAGUGGUAGCAGAAAUUUGAGAAAAGUCGCUUAUGACAGAUUGAAUAUUCUUCUUCAACGUAAAAGAGCCAAUGAAAGAGUGUACUUUAAUUUAGGAAUGCUUGCCAUGGAUGAGAAAAAUAUCACACUUGCUGAAAAAUGGUUUCAAAAGGCAGUACAGAUCCGAGAAGACUUCAGAAGUGCCCUUUUCAACCUCGCUUUGCUUCUAUCCGAGGCUGGGCGACCACUAGAAGCGAUCCCUUUUUUACACAGGUUGCUGCGGCAUCAUCCGGAUCACGUAAAAGGCUUGAUUCUUCUCGGAGACAUAUACAUCAAUACUAUUCGUGACUUGGACGCCGCACAAGAAUGCUAUGAAAACAUACUUCGGCAAGAACCUCACAAUGUACAAGCUCUGCACAACCUGUGCGUCGUUCAUGUGGAGAGAGGUGCAUUAAAGAAGGCUGAAGAGUGCCUAGAAAGAGCAUCCAUUCUUGCCCCCAGUGAAAAAUAUAUCACAGACCAUCUAGAAAUCGUUCGUCAGAGAAGGAAAUUAACAGCCAAGGCGAUUUCAAAGUCACAGUUGGUUAAGCAGACAGAUAACACAGUAUCUAGAGACAUGAGGUAGCCCAACCAGACAUCACCGAACUUGUAUUAUAGCACAAACUCAAAUCUUGAUGUAUAGCUGGAUUGGAUUUUGCACUUUGGAUGGUUUUAUAAUCUGGAACAAAGCAGGCAAUGUUCUAUAUGUAUAAAUAAAUUUGAGAACGCAUCA
Argiope bruennichi is the source of this 2904-nucleotide messenger RNA. Its product is annotated as protein O-mannosyl-transferase Tmtc3-like. Gene Ontology annotation, biological process: protein O-linked glycosylation via mannose. The record is from RefSeq and is a predicted model, not a curated record. The transcript has 21 exons. Gene Ontology annotation, cellular component: endoplasmic reticulum. The coding region runs from base 178 to 2757 and encodes 859 amino acids. Gene Ontology annotation, molecular function: protein binding; mannosyltransferase activity. Lineage: Eukaryota; Metazoa; Arthropoda; Arachnida; Araneae; Araneidae.